Ectocarpus sp. CCAP 1310/34 is the source of this 2257-nucleotide messenger RNA. The record is from the annotation of a GenBank genome assembly. Lineage: Eukaryota; Phaeophyceae; Ectocarpales; Ectocarpaceae.
UUUCGAUAGCUUCACACAAGGUUCCCUCGCACGACACCUUUCCCACGCUCCCGUAGCCUUCGUUCUCCCGAUCAUAUCAGAAUGAAGACUGGUCUGGCUUUCAUUGCGAUGGCGGUAGCCGCGGAGGCCUUCGUGACUCCGUCCGGCUUUGCGGGAAGUGCGUUGUCCCGCGUGUCGUCUUCGUCUUCGUCGUCUACCAUCCGAAUGGCGGGAGGCAACGCCGCCUUGGAAGCCUUCGACGAGUUGGAGCAGUCGAUCGCGCCGGCACCCGCGGGCGGAGGGUUCUGGUUCGGUUCGUCAGGGUUCUGGGGAGAGGAGGACUACCGCGGGUUCGUGGACGGCUACAAGGCGGACAACCUUCUCAACAAAGUGUACCCGAUCGUCGACCGCGUUCGCGCCACCAAGAUCCUCACCACCACUGCCGAGUCGGGACUCCUCUCAGAGCUCGAGGACGCCGGGCUCACCCUCAGCGAGGCAGAGAAGCUGCUCCCUCAAUUGGAGGAGGCCGGUCUCCUCUCCUUCGCUGCGGACAACUUGGAUGUGCUCAUCAACCUCUUCGGUUUCAUCGCCAUUGAGCCAGCGAAGCUCGCCAUCCCAGCCGUGGUGAGCGUGGUGAAGGCGUUGAAGGGUGCGGGUCUGCUCAAGCUGGGCGGAGGCGACGCUGCCCCGGUGGCUGCCUCGCCCGUCAAGGCCACCAAGGCACCCAAGGCGAUGAAGGCGGCUCUCAAUGUCAAGGCCGCUCCCAAGGUCAAGGCCGCUCCUAAGGCGAAGGCCGCUCCUAAGGCGAAAGCCGCUCCUAAGGCGAAGGCCGCUCCUAAGGUCAAGGCCGCUCCUAAGCCCGCACCCAAGAAGGCAGCUCCAAAGAGGGCAGCACCGAGCCAACAGGGAAACAUCGCAAACCUCCCCAAGGCCCUCUGAUUGGGCCGCACGUUGAUUCCGCCGCAUUUCUCGAUUUUUCCGCGCAUCGGUUGCACCGCACGUCCGGUGAAGAUUUCCUAGCCGGUGCCGUAUGUUUUUUGUCCGCCUGAUUUUUGGUAUGUGUUUAGAGGUGGAGAGUGCAGUGGAAUGAGAAAGGCGGCGUUGGCAACUCGCAGGAGUCAAGCGAAAUAGUGCUUGUUUACGGGCAACAGCAGCAUAUGCUCUCCUCUUCGCUGGGGCAUGAUGCAAUACAGUAGACCACCUUCUAACGAGCUUGUUAGUAAGCGUAUGGUAAAAAUUACACACGGUACUUGACCAGCCCGUCCUUGCAUUGUUGUUCAUAGUUGGGUAGAAGGAAUGUCCACUUAGGGGUUACAUCACCCCACCAGGUGCCUAGGGGUCUCGGUUCGCGAGCAUAGAGAUUUUCAAACUAGUCCUGCUGCAGCUGAAGGGUGUGGCUUCGUGUUGCCUUAUGAAAAUUGGCUCUGGUCGAAGUGGCAUGAACAGAAGGAUGACUCAGUAUUUCGUUUUACCACUUUCAUGAUGGACGUCAUGUUUUCGUUUCACUACUUUGACGGCCGAAUGCGUUGUCCACGAAGAAGACAGAACGUGAGUGAAUUUUGGGCGUGCCGCCAACAGUAGGCGUAUCAACGAGGUAGUGUACGUCUCUCUGACGUCGCACAACGAAUGAUUGCUUGGAAGGUUAUUCCGCGCUUUUCAGCAAGGCACGCUUGGCGAGCAAACGUAGAGUGUUGGCUCGGGCGGCAGGCGGCGUGGCCAUAAACUUGUCUUUUGAGACGCUUUUCGGAAGGAUUGGGGCACGUAGCUCUUCGCGGUCCGGACUCGAUUCGCAUGCACGCGUGAUUCCCCGCGCACGCAUGGAUAUCGGCGCGCAGAGAGCAUCGUCACAGAGUUAGUCAUCACAUGAAUUAAGAACCUGAACAUACAUGGUCGACAACAACAAAGGGCGUGUUAGCACACAACACACUUCAGUGUGCAGUGCGUGAGCUCAGGUGAGCAACUCUGGGUUUGGGACCAACACGUGAUCCAUGCUUUCGGCAAACAAAUGUUGAGUUCUCCCUAUAGUCUGUGGAUCAGGAGGUCGGUCGGAUAAGUUUUUUCGAGCUCGAUGCAUAGAGCAAUGAUGAGGGGGUGUUCUUGUUGCCACGUGGUUCGAACCCGACCAUAACUGCUCGUCAGAGUCUGUUUUUCUCUGCCAGCUGUUUCGCUCUCUAGCUGGGGUGAAGUGUCAUCGGGCGACAGCAAGCGUCCCCGCUCGAUAUAUCUGCCUUUUACGUGGGGAACCUGACGAAUGAACGUGGCACGCUUGGCUCGGCUC